UUCUUUUCCUCGAAUAUUAACUACAUAAAAGUCUGCUAAGUUGGUGCUAUUGAUGUAUGGCAUGUUUUUGUCGUGGUGUGUAGCAAUGGUAUGAGUUGUUAUUAUUACAACAAUGCAGAGUAAUUUUGUCAGAAAGUCAGACUCAGCAUCGAAACCACGGAUCAGAUCGUCUGACAGUGAAUCAAAACAGCUGAAAGUUCAAACUAGAAAGAUUCCUUACAGAGUUGGAUACAACUGGAACAAAGGAGGGAGGCUCAAGGAGCUGAGGAUAAGGCACCUGGCUAGAAAAUUUCUGAAGCUAUGGAUGCACAGGACAUUUGGACGAGUCCUUCCCCAGGAAGCAAGGGUCCACUAUACUUGGACAGUCCUGAGAAGAGCUUUUGAAGGAUGGAGGGACGAGUGGUGGACAUCCAGGAGGGAGUGGAGUCUUACAAUGAGGGCAGACUGCCAUUAUAGAUAUUACUUGUGUACAAGAACUUUACACAGAUGGAGAGCUUUUAUAUCUUUGCAAAGGGAGAAAAACACUAAACUGCAGGAAGCUCAGUUAUUAGCUGACAGGCGACUGAUGCGUUUGGUUUGGGAUAAAUGGAAGGUUUUUAUUGAGAUGAAGAGAAUGCACAGACGAAUGCUUGGAUCAGCUCUUGAGCACAAGAGACUUUCGAUGAUAAACUCAGCAUGGAAUCUGUGGCAGACGAGGCUGCAGCAACAACAACAACUUCACAUUUUUGAGGACCAAGCACUGAAGCAGAGGGCUCUGAAGUUACAGAGCAAGGCUUGGCUAGUGUGGAAAGAGAUGUAUAGAACUGCUUGUCAUGAGAGGGAGAACGAAUCUAAAGCGGCUCUUCAUUUUAUUGUAAGGCAGAAAAAACAACUGUUCUGUCAAUGGAUAUGUUAUGUGUCCCAUCGUAAGACCAAGAAAACAGCACAAGCUGCAGCUCAGCAUGCCUGUAGUCUGCACCUGGGGAGGAACUGUUGGAGUAAAUGGAGAAACGCUCUGAAUCAGAGACUGACUGAAGAGAUCUGUUUGCAAGCUGCCAGUCAUUUGGCUGUUCGGAGCACCCAGCGCAGAGCUCUGGAGCGCUGGAAAGCUUAUGUGAAACUGUGCAGAGAAAAUGCUGAACGAAAUCAGACGGCAUGUCAGCAUUUCCAUAAUCGAUUAUUGCAUGCUGGGUUGCAGGGAUUUUCACUUAAUGUCGUGCAGAACAGAGCCCGCAGACUAAACAACAACAUGGCUGUCCAACACCAUCAGCAAACUAUGAUGAGUAAGUACUGGAAACAAUGGAAGGAGCGCCUGGAGGAAGCUGAAGAUCAGAGCUUUCAACCUUUAAGUGGGAUGGCUCAGACAAACUACAGGAUUUCUUUAUUGAGGAGCUGUUUUCACCUCUGGAGAGAGAAACUUGCUCAACAAAGAUGUAUGCAGGAUAUGGAGCUCCGAGCAGACGUGUGGUUUGCUGAUUGUAAAUUACCUCAAUAUUUCAAGUCGUGGCUGGAGUUCACUCUGCAGAGACAACUGCAAGAACAGAGAAGACGCAAAGCUGAAGCCUUCAACUGUCAGCGUCAGUACUCCUGGGUGUUUUACACCUGGUGGGGACAGUCAGAGAAGCACAAGGAGGAGAUGCUGUCUGAGCAGAUGGCAGUCCUCCACGAGGAGCGACGUCACCUACGGAGAGCUUGGAUUCAGUGGAGGCAGCACACACGACAACGGAUCGAGGAGGCACAGAAACAGGAGGCGUCACGCUGUCUUUACGUUCACAGGCUUCUCCACAAAACGGUGACACAGUGGAAGAAGAACACCACAGAGAUACAGGACCGGAGACGCAGAGAGCUGCAGGCUUGUCAUCGGGGGGACUUGUGCUGCAUGAGAUCAGCUGUAGAUAAAUGGAAAAAGUUUGUUCAGGAGCAGAGAGAAAAGAAAAUCAGGCUGACAAAGAUUCAAAGUUGCCAUGAAGUUAAACUCCUCAAACUCUCCUUCACGGCUUGGAAGGUACAACAUAUACAGAUGACUCAGAUGAAUGAACAAGCAGAAGAAUGUUACAGGCAGAAAACACAGCGGUUUCUCAGGAAAGUUUUUACUCGGUGGAGACAAAAGGCGGCGCUGCUGGUCGAGGUUCAGAUGGCAGAGCAACAAGCCCAGAACCACUUUCAGAGAUUUCUUCAACUUAAGGUGUUUGUUGGUUGGAGAGAAGCAACAACACGUGCAGUGUCAAAGCGCCACCAGCAGGGGGCAGCACUCAGCCGACUUCAGCGGACAAUAAAUCAAAUUUGCCUGCUGCGAUCAUUCAGAUGCUGGAGGAAACACACCAGAGAGGCUCGGAGGCAAAGGAUAAACAUGGAGAAAGCCAGGCGACAUCACUGCUGCACACUUGUCUCUAAAACUCUGAAAGUGUGGCGCAAAUAUCACCACCAGCACCAGAGAAAAAGAGUAAUGAAGCGGCAAGGAGUUGUUUUGCUGAGACUAAAGAUGUACCAGAAGUACUUUGAGCUGUGGAAACUGAAGCUGCAGCACAGGCGGAGAGAGGCCCACCAGACGGAACGAGCUCUCUGGCUCUGGUCGCUCACCCUUCAGGCCAAGGUGUUGUCUGGGUGGAGGCUGUGGGCUGCAGAGCAACGCAGCAAGCGAGAGCAGGCAUCCAGAGCGGCUCAGGUCUACAGAGACCGGCUGCUGAGGGAGGGCGUGUCGUGCAUCCUCACAUAUGCAGCACACAUGAGUGAUCUCACAACGAGCCUAACACAGUUCAGCCAGGAACAAAGAUCGCAGCGUCUCCAGAGAGUCGUUAAACGUUGCGCCUUGAGGUGGAAGCAGCGGGCGCUGUGCAGACGACGAAAAGAGCAGGAAGUCGGACAGCUUAAGAAAAGCGUGACCUUCUGUUUGACCGAGCCUGCUCUUGGCAGCAUCUCCUCGUCUGGCUCAGAGGAGCAGAGAGAUGAUGCUCCAAGCAGGCAUACCAAAUAUGAACCGGACCCCGCCUGCUCUGAAGCAGCUCUGAACCCCUUUGAGUUUAGCUGUCCUUCACACCAAGACCCUGCCCCAUCCAGUUUACUCAUAUCUACUGUGAUACUUUCUGGACCUCAAAGAUCCAUUGCUGUCUCACCUCUAGAGCUUGAAAACCAGGAUGUUCUACUGCCUCCAGCUGCUUUUAUGACACCAAAGACUCAGAGAACAGUCUCAACUUUGAUACAACCUCCAUCAGCUUUUACAGACUCCAACCUGAGAGCCAUCAGAAGACCAUCUAAGGAUCCUCGUGAAGAAAACGAAUCAUAUUCUGCAGAAUCAGCUCUGACACAAGAGCUUCUCAGCAUUCAGCGAGAUAUGAAGAGCUUCCAGCAGAGCAGAAAGCAGCUCCGGGCAUGGCGAAAGCUGAGAGAGGUGUUGCAGAGUUGGCUGCAGACGAGUGCAGAGGAAGAACAAAUGGAAAAAACUGCAGUUUGUGAAGAGCUGAAGGAGCUGGAGGAGCGCAUUAACAGAUUGUCCGCUGAGCUGGAAAAACUGAAACCAACCAUGCUGCUUCACACCGAGAGAAUCCAACAUUUACAGUCUGUCCUCCACACCUCAGACGUUCAUCCUCCCUGCUCAAAAUCAACAGACAAGGAAACCAGCAGCUGUGUGUUUGCAAUAUGACCGGAAACGACUUUUAUCUCACUCACCUGCUUGUUGUUAGGACCGUUACACCUCUGUCACGAUUU
Messenger RNA from Nematolebias whitei (Rio pearlfish), 3684 nucleotides. RefSeq names its product SFI1 centrin binding protein (gene sfi1). Bases 113 to 3619 code for a protein of 1168 amino acids. NCBI's taxonomy places the organism in Eukaryota, Metazoa, Chordata, Actinopteri, Cyprinodontiformes, Rivulidae. The record is from RefSeq and is a predicted model, not a curated record. The transcript has 29 exons. Gene Ontology annotation, molecular function: phosphatase binding.